Messenger RNA from Durio zibethinus, 1838 nucleotides. RefSeq names its product PAS/LOV protein B (gene PLPB). Gene Ontology annotation, cellular component: nucleus. NCBI's taxonomy places the organism in Eukaryota, Viridiplantae, Streptophyta, Magnoliopsida, Malvales, Malvaceae. The record is from RefSeq and is a predicted model, not a curated record.
AAAAAAAAAAAUCUAGUACUGUGUUGUGUUCUUUUAACUUUUGACCACACAGUACUGUUGUUGCCAAGCUCUGUGCUGUGGUAGCAGAGUAGUAGUAGUAGCAGUAGUAGAGAAUUCUCCAACACCGCAACUUCGCGAUCAUCACAAAAAAUUCAACCCUUGUUAACGAAUCAUUCACCCCAAAAAAACGAUUGAUGGGAAUUGCUCAAUCGUCUUUGUUCAUUCGCUCCACAAUUUCACUUCCAAAGAUAUUUUCCCAACUUCGUACUUCUCACAGCCACAUCUCUUCUCCUUUUUCACCUCAUUGAGAGAGACAUAACUUAUCAUAAAUUAGUAGCAAAUAACUUAAAUUCAAUAAACUUCAAGCUUCUUGUAGUAAUUUUUUUGUUAAUUUUGAAGCUUCUCUGUUCUGGGAUUCCCUUGUAAGUUGCUGUUUCUUUGAUAUUUUCAAUCUGCGAAUUCCUCGAAGUUCUUAAAGAAUUUGUUACCCACAUGGGAUUGGUUCCAAUUGGAAAACCCAGAAUCACAGACCUCAAAGAACAACAGCAACAACGAGAAAAAUGGAUUCGAAACUGGAUUUAAUCCAGCAAUCUUUCAACACCCGUUACUCCCAACGUGUCCGUGAAGCUCUCAACGAAUUACCCGACAAUUUCACUAUCACCGAUCCGUCAAUUUCGGGCCACCCAAUCGUUUUCGCCAGCGGCGGCUUCUUGAAAAUGUCGGGUUAUUCCCAAGAAGAAGUGAUUGGGCAAAAUGGGAAGAUAUUUCAGGGGCCGAAAACUCAUCGAAGAACGGUGAUGGAAAUAAGGGAAGCGAUUCGAGAAGAGAGGGGUAUUCAGGUCAAUUUGUUGAAUUACCGUAAAGAUGGGACGCCGUUUUGGAUGUUGUUUCAUAUGAGUCCGGUUUUUGGGAAAGAAGAUGGGAGGGUGACUCAUUUCGUGGCGGUUCAGGUCCCGAUUACAAGGAACCAUGGGAGGAAUGGAGGGGUGAGUCUGAGUGAGGAUGGCUCUGGUUUGAAUGAGAUUGUGUUUGGGUCUUGUAGGAGGGAAGUGGGUUCCGAUUCUUCGCUGGAAUUGGGUCGUGUUUUGUGCUUGGAUACGGGUAGUAAAGUAUUAGAUAUUGAAGAGACAUGCGAGGCAAGUGAUUUGGAGAAGGGAAGGGCUGCAAUUGCAUUUAACAGCAUCUUGUCUGUGCUUACCGAUUAUAGUAAGUUGACUGGCAGAUUGGUCUGUGGGAAAAGACGCAGUGUUCCUGGGGCUGGCUACAUCAGUUCAUCACUAAAUAUAUCACUUGGUAGAAUCAAACAAAGCUUUGUAUUAAUUGAUCCACAUUUACCCGGGAUGCCUAUAGUUUAUGCAAGUGAUGCCUUCUUAAAAUUGACAGGCUAUGAUAGGCAUGAAGCAUUGGGCCUUAAUUUUAGAGAUUUGAAUGGUGUUGAUACAGAUACUUCAACUUUACAUCAGAUAAACGAGAGCAUUCAGACAGAACGAGCAUGCACAGUACGUAUAUUAAGUUACAGGAAGGACAAAAGUUCAUUUUGGAAUUGCCUUCACUUAUCACCUGUUCGUAAUGCCUCUGGCAAGAUAGCUUACUUUGUGGGCGUUCAGAUAGAGGAAGACUCUAAGAACCACGAUAGACAUGGGCUCAGCCCUGAGAUGAGGCAACUUAGCGCUGUUGGUGCAGUGAAGGUUGCAGUGAGGAGCUUAUCAUUGGGUGCUGGGCCUGCUGGCUCCUCCAAGUCAUAGAUGACUUCUAUUCUUUGUUGCAGUUGCUAGUUGUAAAAAUAAUGACAGUGAAUGUAAAAGCACAAUAUCGCAAAAAUUAAUAAUAGAAUGAUA